UAAAAUUCCAAUCAGGUUAAAGGAAGGUUUGACGUUUAGAUUAGAGGCGAGGUAAAGAAUUGACUUUUAUUUGCAGGAGGAGCGGAUAGCAGAGUUUCUUCCCCCUCAGCCUCAGGAAACGGACACAGACAAGUGGAAGUGGAAAUAGAAAGAGGGCCGUGUCUGGAGAGAGGGAGACAAGGAAGAGGAGGAGGAGUUUGUGAGUUUUGACGAUGAUAUGCUAUGGCUCGCGUAGCAGGGGACCAGCACAAUGAAGAGGUUUCUUCUUCCGGAGCCACACACGGUGAGUUUCUUUUGCACUUACUUCGCAAAGGCAAUAAUAACGUCAAUCAAACAAAACAAGAGCCAUUUAAUGAUGACACUAGAAGCAACGCAAGUGCACCAUCAUCAUCAUUAUCAGCAGCAGCCGUCGAGGAGGCAUGGCAAUUAACAGAUCCGGCAGUUGCAGCACUUGGUCCAAGCCAUACUUUCCACAACCAUAGCCCUAACCUUAAUCCUAGCCCAAUACUUACCCCUAACUUCCCGCUGCAAUAUCCUAAUGUCAGGCCCUCUUCAUUACACGCCCAUAACAAUGACCAGUCAGUGCCCUUGCCUUUGGCAUUCGACCAAUUGCCGAGAACCCACUAUCUAAAUCCAUAUCAAUUUAAUAAUCACUCCACAUUCGGAGUGGGAACAGCUCCACACGGCCAUUUUUAUGGCUCCGGAUCCGAAGAGCAUGGCCAUUUGCGUAUGCCCCCUCCUCCUCCUUGGAUACGUGGUGGAGCAGAUGGUAGGUUCUAUCCUUCCGGACAUAUGGGUGGAAGUGAGGGAGCAGGCAUUCAUUGCGGGGAUUGGCAGCCACAGAAACAUGGAACCGACCUCCGAGGGCCUUCAGAGAGUUUGAAAGGAGGUUCGCACUUCCCGCUUGGUGGUAAUGGAGAGCUUAGCCACAAUGCCGUCUUGAAUAAUAACGAUAAGUGUAUUAGAGGGAACCAUUGUACUGGUAAUUUUGCUCAAAAUUGUGUCCAGGUCAAUUCUAGUGCUCACAGGCUUGAUGAAAACCAAAAUUCCAUCCCAACGAAUGCUGCUGGUACUGGGCACACUACAUUAAUUCCCAGUCAACCAUGGCUGCCUGUAGCUCAAGAACAAUUCAUCAGGGAUGGAAAUUUGCAGUUUGGAUCAGUAAAUUGGCAUUCUGAACAUGAUAAACACGAUUCCAUGAAUGGCACCUACCCGCAUGAUAAAAACAAGUUUGAAUCACGUUCCAGGGACAUUUUCCUUCACAAUACUGAGCUUCCGCCCAAUCUACAGGGUAAAAAUGGUUCAAUGAGGUUUCUCUGCAGGCCUUCCUCUAACCAGCAACAUUGUGAAAAUCCAACAGGUUUAGAGGACGUGACAAACUGGGAUGGCUCAAAGACUCAAAUUACUGCUGAACCAAGAGUUUCAAAAGGAUCUGUUACAUAUUUUGACAAGGGAACUCUGAAGGGGAAACCAGAAGUGGAUCCCAUGAAAGAAACAACUGGUUUUGCAGGGAAUAAAGCAUUUUACAGAGAUCAUAGGGAAAAAGAAUACAAAGGACAACCCUUUCUGGAAAUUGAAAGGGACAGUAAUAUAAAUAACUUUCCUGACAAUGGAUAUGGCCAACUGGAUCUGAUAAGAAAGGAUGCCGUUAGAAAUGGAACAACACAGUCGACAAUCACAAAAAUGAGGUACACCAGGGAACCGGCUAAGAUGUUGACUCAAAUUAGGACGGACAGACAGGGUAUAGAAAAACAGUUUUGGCAAUCUGGAGAUGGAAAUGUUCCUAAGAAAUGUGGUGGAAAUCAACAAGAAUGGCAAGCCAAACGGUCACAAGUUGAUGGUCUAAUGCAAUCUGGAAACCUGGAUUCACUCUCAACUAUUACAGACUAUUUAUCUGCUCUAGAUGUGAAGGGAUCUGAUAGCUGCAACUUUAGCAAUGUCUUGGAACCCAGGAGGCUUGGUAGACCAGAUGAUGCUGCUUAUUUUAGUCAUACACUUCCCCUUCAUUGUGAAAGUGUAGAUCCUGUUUCUGCUCGAGUAUUAGAAAAUGGGCAAUAUCAGAAGGAAUUGGGUGAGGGUGCUGUUUCAGAAGGAAGCCAGAGAUUUGCAGCUGAAAGGAGAAGGCAAGGAAAGCAAAGGGCAGAUUCAACUCCACAUAUAUCUAAGGAAGCUCACAAAGAUGAUACUGGUGUAGUUUUCACAACAAAUUCCACUCACUUGCAAUCUAUAGGUGAUCGUGAUAAAUAUCAUAAUAGAAACAACUCAGCUCUUUCUCGAGCGCAUAAGGACCCUGAUUCUAAUACCACUCAAGAGUUGAAUAUGCGUAAACAAUAUCGACGGCAAGAGUUGAUGAAGAUAAGACGGAAAGAAUUCCAACAUUGUGCUGAUCUUGAGUUGAUUACUUCCCAGUUGCUUUCAUUAUAUGAAUCUCUGAAACCACAGGAGGAGGAAGAGACCAACAGAAAACAAUUACUCUCAUCUUUACAAAAGCUGAUAAAUAAACAGUGGCCAGGGGCUCGUUUGCAUCUGUUUGGAUCGUGUGCUAAUGCUUUUGGUGUGUGUAAAAGUGACAUAGAUGUUUGUCUUUCGAUUGAUGAUGAACCUUCUAGCAAGGCUGAACUUGUGUUGAAGUUAGCAGAGAUUUUGCAAGCAGAAGAUAUGCAAAAUGUGCAGGCUCUGACUCAUGCAAGAGUACCUAUUGUGAAAUUUACUGAUCCAGCAACAAAUAUCUCUUGUGACAUUUGUAUCAACAAUAUUCUUGCAAUAGUAAAUACAAAGCUUCUUCACGACUAUGCACAAAUAGAUGUUCGACUACAGCAACUUGCUUUCAUGGUAAAGCAUUGGGCAAAAUGUCGGAAGAUCAAUGAGACAUAUCAGGGCACUCUUUCAAGCUAUGCGUAUGUGCUUAUGUGCAUUCACUUCUUACAGUUGCGCAAACCAGCAAUUCUUCCUUGUUUACAGGAAAUGGAAGCAACCUAUCAAGACACUAUUGGUGAGAUUGUAUGUGCAUACUAUGAUAAAGUCAAUGAAUUAAAACACUAUGGUGCUGAAAACAAAGAGACUCUUGCUCAACUGCUGUCAGCUUUCUUUGACUACUGGGCAUUUCGUCAUAAUUAUGCCAAAUCUGUCAUUUCAGUUCGGACUGGAAGGUUUCUUAGUAAGAAUGAAAAGGAUUGGACAAGACGAAUUGGAAAUGAGCGACACUUAAUAUGCAUAGAGGAUCCCUUUGAGAUUUCUCAUGAUUUGGGUCGUGUUGUUGACAAACACAGUAUACGCGUGUUGAAAGAGGAAUUUCAACGUGCUGCAGAAAUUAUGCUCUAUGAUCCUGAUCCUUGUGUCACAUUAUUCAAGCCAUAUGUGCCAAGUUGAUGGAAAGCAGGUAUAAAUAUUACAGAUUCAUAUCAAGUUAAUAAGCCAAAUGAUUUCCUUACAAGGCUUCGCUCUUUUUUGUGGUUUGGCUCUUUUUUGUGGUUUGUAUUUUAUUAGAGAAAGCACCCAAAAUAUUCAGUUUGGAGUUUGUGGUUAUCCUGUUCAUGGUGCCAGAUGCGAGCUUCGUCUCUUGAUUGUAUAUUAGAGAAAGGGAUUGACUUUGUAGUUUGUACAAAUUACUGCAAGCUUGCAACCUUGCAGUGAACAAAGUAUGUUAAAAGGUUUCCCUUAGUUGCCUUUUUACACAUUUUAUUGCAUGCAUAAUGCUGCAUUUACAUACAAAUACUGCUUCAUUUAUAUGCAAUUGAUAGGGAUAUUUUUUAAGAUGAUGUAUUCAAAUUUAAUACCAUAGUUGCGUGGAGACAUGUAUUCUGAUCCACGGUGCUGAUCUCUUGCCUCUCAAACAUAUCUUUUCCCAGAGACGUACAGGGACAACUAUUGGCAAUAGGGGACUUGAGCCUAUGAUUUCAAAUGUUUCUUAAAAAUGUAUAUAUUCUUUUGUAUUAAUUAUUAACUGGGCAAGUAUUUUGCUGAAAAUGUACGGGGAUAUUUUGCUGCCAAAUAUUUUAUCAGGUUAGUGUACACGAGUAGUACUCCAUAUUAGUAGCUUGUGCUAAUCUAGAGCAUUGCAUUAAGAA
Cryptomeria japonica (Japanese cedar) is the source of this 4067-nucleotide messenger RNA. RefSeq lists its product as uncharacterized. Gene Ontology annotation, molecular function: RNA uridylyltransferase activity. The transcript has 7 exons. Lineage: Eukaryota; Viridiplantae; Streptophyta; Pinopsida; Cupressales; Cupressaceae. The coding region runs from base 223 to 3369 and encodes 1048 amino acids. The record is from RefSeq and is a predicted model, not a curated record.